Exaiptasia diaphana is the source of this 1905-nucleotide messenger RNA. Its product is annotated as COUP transcription factor 2. The transcript has 4 exons. Bases 224 to 1333 code for a protein of 369 amino acids. The record is from RefSeq and is a predicted model, not a curated record. Gene Ontology annotation, biological process: regulation of transcription by RNA polymerase II; anatomical structure development; cell differentiation. Gene Ontology annotation, molecular function: zinc ion binding; RNA polymerase II cis-regulatory region sequence-specific DNA binding; nuclear receptor activity. Lineage: Eukaryota; Metazoa; Cnidaria; Anthozoa; Actiniaria; Aiptasiidae.
GACCAUGUCAGAGUUCAGAGCUUUCAGACAUGACACGCUCAAGAAUACAGCCAAGGAUCGAUGUCCUAGAUCUAAAGCGUGCCCUUCUUUCAGCUAGCUUGAGCGUUCCAUUAUACGGUAGUUGGGCUUACAGUAGCGUAUUCGCUGCUCUUGCCCACUAAACCGUGUGUCAAGUAAGUCUGAUGGUGUGUUUAGCGCUUCAUUGAAUGAGUACACCGGCAUAAUGGCCAUCGUUGCCGCACAAACAUGGCGAGAGACCACAGAGACUCAAGAAGACUCGGCAGAAAAGAACGGUCAAAUAGAAUGUGCUGUGUGUGGGGACAAGUCGUCGGGAAAACAUUACGGAGUUUUUACUUGUGAAGGUUGCAAGUCGUUCUUCAAGCGCAGUGUUCGUCGAAAUCUUACGUAUACGUGCCGAGCAUCGAGAAACUGUCCAAUAGAUCAACAUCACAGGAAUCAGUGUCAGUAYUGCAGGCUGAAAAAAUGCCUCAAAGUAGGAAUGCGCCGUGAAGGCUCGACAGCAGUACAGCGAGGUCGUAUCCCUCCAACACAAGUACAGCAACAAAACACAAGUCUACCUGGCGUCAAUGGCGAAAGUACAAAUGGACACUCGUACCUGUCUGGCUUUAUUGCACUGCUGUUGCGAGCAGAACCCUACCCAACCACCCGAUUCCAGCAACAAGGGCUUAACAUGGCGUGUGGAAUCAUGGGCAUUGAGAAUAUUUGCGAGCUGGCUGCUCGAUUGCUGUUUAGUGCCGUUGAAUGGGCUCGUAACAUCCCGUUCUUUCCGGACUUGGCUGUUACUGACCAAGUGGCUCUGCUACGUCUUGUAUGGAGCGAGCUGUUUGUGUUAAAUGCAGCACAAUGUCCUAUGUCAUUACAAGUUGCACCACUUCUUGCGACUGCCGGGAUUCACUCGAAUCAUAUGUCUCCAGAUAGAGUGGUUACAUUCAUGGAUAACAUAAGAAUAUUUCAAGAGCAAGUCGACAAGCUAAGAAAUCUUCAUGUAGAUGCUGCUGAGUUUGCCUGCUUGAAAGCUAUUGUCUUGUUUACUUCUGACGCAUCAGGGCUAACGGACCCCCAAUAUAUUGAAAGYCUUCAAGAGAAGACUCAGUGUGCCUUAGAGGAAUAUUCAAGGAAUCAAUAUCCUAAUCAACCUUCUCGCUUUGGGAAGCUGCUGCUCCGGUUGCCCUCACUGCGAAGUAUAAGCCCAAAUGUUGUGGAGCAGUUAUUUUUUGUUCGUCUUGUUGGCAAGACACCGAUAGAGACAUUACUUAGGGACAUGUUGCUUUCUGGUACACCAACGUCGUGGCCUUAUCUACCCUGUUCAUGAACUUCAUGUAAACAUGGAUAGGGUUAGGGAGAGAAAAGUGGAGCGUGCAACGCGUGUACAUGUGUGUAUUUGAACAAAUAUUUUUAGAGAUGGGCUCCUUCAAAAGGUAUCCAAGAAAACCACUCAGUUUGUUGACAUGGCUCAAGGCCGUUAAACUUUUCCAUUUUUCAGUAGGUUAGCUAGAAGCUAGAAAUUUAUAUACGGGAGAAAUCUUGUAGUUUAUAUAGAUAUGUAGAUAGGAUUUUCAUGUUUUAAAAAGACAAAAUCGAAGAUUUUAUAGCAUUUUUAUUGUAAGUACUAAAUAAAUGUCAUGAUCACCAGUUUUUUUCACAAUUGACGAUAGCCAAGACUAGUUUGAUGGAAUGCUUUACAUCACUCAUGAGUUGAAUGCUAGAAUAUUGUUUAUGUUAAAGUCAUGGACUUCUCGAAUGUACUGAGUAGAGUUUAGGAAUCCUGUAGUUUUUUCUCUUUCAGCCACUUUGUGCUGUAGGAUUUUUUCUUCUAAAAAAAUGUCUAAAAGACAAGACUUUUCUAGGUUUGCAUGAACAAAAUAAAACCUUGGCGUUCUUAGA